UUGGGUGGAGCCUGCGUUGCUGUAUAAGGGGGCGCGGGUCUCACAGACUCAAGUUAUUCGCGAUGCUUCGUGCGAUGAUGGGCGUCCAGUUACUGGGUGGGUUUCUCCUGCUGUGCCUCUCGGCCAGCGCCGAGCAGAAGGCGGGUUCGGCUCAGUGUCCUCCCUGCGUGUUGUCCGAAUGCCCGGCUCUGCCGCCCGGGGGCUGCCCGCUGGGUGAAGCGCCCAGUCAGUGCCGCUGCUGCACCGUGUGCGCCGCCGGCCAGGGAGAGCGUUGCGGCGGCCGCGACUUCCAGUACGGCCGCUGCGCCCAGGGCUACGAGUGCGAGCGCUCAGGCGGCAAGCGGAGGGGCCGGGGGCGAUGCGUCUGCAAAUCCCCCGAGCAGGUGUGCGGCAGCGACGGCAUCACCUACAGCAACGGCUGCGAGCUGAAAGCCGCGGCUCGGCGAGCGGAGGAGCAGGGAGGCAGCCCGCUGACCAGGGGCCACAAAGGAGCUUGCCAGAGAGCUCCAGUUAUUGUGACACAACCUCAGGAGAUUUGGAAUGUCAGUGGAUCACAAGUUUACCUCAGCUGUGAAGUUAUCGGAGUACCCACCCCCGUACUCACCUGGAACAAGGUAAUGAAAACCAAGACUGGUGUGGAAAAGGUCGAGUUAUUGCCUGGUGACCGUGACAACCUUGCCAUCCAGACUCGAGGUGGGCCUGAGAAGCACGAGGUGACAGGAUGGGUGUUGAUAUCUCCACUCACUCAAGGGGAUGCAGGAGAGUAUGAAUGUCAUGCAUCAAACACCAAGGGAGAAGCUGCAGCUACUGGAAAUAUACAUGUGGUUGAUAAACUAAAAAAGAAACCGUGAGUUAAAAUGAAGAAUUAACAACAGACUGAACCAUGAGCACAACUACCUGCAGGGAAUUCUGUGAAUGUGCAGAAUCUGGUGGUGUUUCUUUUCAAUAUAUUACAAAUUAAGUGUUACUGGGAUCUUUCUCUUUCUUGUACUGUAUUAAUUCAGUGAUUUGUAGUCUUAUGUAUCUUUUAUAUUUACUCUGCUUGCAAUUAAAUACUAUAAAUCAAUAAGAGGAACAGAGCGUUGUGUAAUCAAAAUGCAAAGAUAUGAAAUAAAGUUUAUAAAUAGCUUAAAAUACAA
Messenger RNA from Leucoraja erinaceus (little skate), 1139 nucleotides. It is a transcript of the gene igfbp7, whose product is annotated as insulin-like growth factor binding protein 7. Bases 63 to 851 code for a protein of 262 amino acids. Gene Ontology annotation, molecular function: insulin-like growth factor binding. Gene Ontology annotation, biological process: regulation of signal transduction; regulation of cell growth. The transcript is spliced from 5 exons. The record is from RefSeq and is a predicted model, not a curated record. NCBI's taxonomy places the organism in Eukaryota, Metazoa, Chordata, Chondrichthyes, Rajiformes, Rajidae. Gene Ontology annotation, cellular component: extracellular region.